Mytilus californianus (California mussel) is the source of this 972-nucleotide messenger RNA. RefSeq lists its product as uncharacterized. The record is from RefSeq and is a predicted model, not a curated record. NCBI's taxonomy places the organism in Eukaryota, Metazoa, Mollusca, Bivalvia, Mytilida, Mytilidae. The transcript has 2 exons. The coding region runs from base 218 to 817 and encodes 199 amino acids.
CUGAAUAGGUGGCGCCGUGGUAGCGGAUCCUGUUCCUCUACUUCUGGUUUCUGCACUGUGCAACUAUUUCAGUUAUAUUUUUAAUUAACGAUGCCAAGUACUUGUUGUUGUGUACCUGGAUGUCAUUUAAGAGGAGGACAUGCAUUUCCAAAUGACUUAAAAAGAAGGAAAAGUUGGAUAAACGCCAUGGCCCAUACGCAGAUUGGACGAGAACACGAUGAUAUCGUGGAGUCCAUCUCAAUCAGCUGUUGUUUGCAAGGCACGUUUUACUGAAAAAGACUACGUGCAGGAAACUAUUCAUGGGCGCAAACCCACCAUACAGAGACUUAAGUCUACUGCAAUUCCCAGCCUAUUUUCCUGUACCAAGCAAGAGACUGAAUCGUCCACAAAAAGAAAAAUCAGGGCAGUUUCCUGUGAAAACAAAAGAACUAAACUUGAUGAAUAUUGUAGUAGAAAUCUAGAGGAAAGUUUUGAUUGUAAAGUUGGUUUUCCUGAAGAAGUCAUUCAUACUGCAGAAAGGAUUUAUGACUGUCCACCACCAACUGCCGAGCUAAUGUUGAGCUUCACAGAUGGAAUUACGCAAACACCAUCAAUGCCUAUGUUUUCAGCAGAGAAUUUUGAAAUGAAGACACGUGACACAGCCAUGCAUUUUUAUACCGGUUUAGAGUUGUAUACUAAAUUUUUAUUUGUUUUGACCACACUUGGUCCAGCAGCACAUUGUUUGAGAUACAUAUAUUUUCAAAUUGAUAGGGUGUCAGUUGAAAAUCAGUUUUUUUAUGACUUUGAUGAAAUUGAGGCAUCAUACAACCAACUUUGAACUGUCUAGAUUCUAGAUUGAAUCUAGUGUUAAGAAUAUUGUGUAUACAUGGAUUGUUUUUAUGUCCAAACAGUGGUGUGAGGCUAACACUUGGCCAUCUAGUGGUUUAGUCAGGUAUUUUUCACCAUCCAACUUCAAAUUAAAGUUUCCUACGA